Molecule: messenger RNA, 2900 nt
Organism: Cuscuta epithymum
Lineage: Eukaryota; Viridiplantae; Streptophyta; Magnoliopsida; Solanales; Convolvulaceae
Source: the annotation of a GenBank genome assembly
UUUGUCUCUAUUCCCCACCUAUUCAUUUUCUGUACAUGUCAUUUCAUUCUUUGUCACGUGUUUGGCUCUAUACGAUGAGAAUGCUCUUACAGUUCACCACUGUCAAAAUCUCGAGAGACUCUUCAAUAGCCGGAUUACACAUUUUCAGGAUUACACUCCGAAUCUGUAUGUACUCCUACUACUACGUAUAAUAUAGAGCGAAAGGUCUUUUAUAGAGCUUAGUUCCGGAAUGGAGUUGCUUUGCUCCCCUUCAAUCUCAGCUAACGCUCCGAAACUCCACUCAAGAGGCCCAAGCAUUGAAAAAAUUGGAUUGACACCCCGGAGUUCGCAUCUUUACUUUGCUGGACUUGGAAGAAAGGUGAAGCCUUUACUGGUUGCUGUUAAUGGGGUCAUUGAUGGAGGGGGUGAGUCGGAAACGGCCGUUGUGGUGGAGAAACCUCCGCCGUACGAAAUACGUCGUCCUUACGAGCUUUUCGCAGGGCAUCCGACUCCUUACGGUGCCACUGCUAGAGACGGCGGGAUCAAUUUCGCUAUCUAUUCGUGCAAUGCUACCUCAGCAGCUCUCUGUUUGAUUAGUGUGGCCGACUUACCCGAGAAAAUAGUGUCAGAGCAAAUUUCUCUGGAUCCCUCUGUUAACAAGACUGGAGAUGUCUGGCAUGUGUUCAUUAAAGGAGACUUUGAUAACAUGCUAUAUGCGUACAGCCUUGAUGGCAAGUUUUCUCCUGCAGAAGGGCAUCGCUUUGAUUCAGCUAAGAUACUGUUAGAUCCUUACGCAAAGGCUAUUGUAAGCAGAGCAGAGUUUGGUGCUUUGGGACCCGAGAAGGACUGUUGGCCCCCAAUGGCCUGCAUGCUACCUUGUGCUGAUAAGUUUGACUGGGAAGGGGAUCUGCCAUUAAAAUUCCCACAGAGAGAUCUUGUAAUCUAUGAAAUGCACGUUCGUGGGUUUACAAAGCAUGAGUCAAGUGGAACAGAAUUUCCUGGUACAUACCGAGGUGUCGUGGAGAAACUGGAUCACUUGAAGGAACUGGGUGUCAACUGUAUAGAGCUAAUGCCAUGUCAUGAAUUUAAUGAGCUGGAGUAUUAUAGCUAUAAUUCUGUCUUAGGUGACUAUAAGUUAAACUUUUGGGGCUAUUCAACUGUAAAUUUCUUUUCUCCAAUGGUACGGUAUUCAUCAGCUGGGAUGGACAAAUCUGGUAUUGGUGCCAUACAAGAGUUCAAGUUUCUUGUUAGGGAGGCCCAUAGAAGGGGAAUCGAGGUAAUCAUGGAUGUUGUUUUCAAUCACACAGCAGAAGGGAAUGAGAAUGGCCCCACACUCUCAUUUAGAGGUGUUGACAAUAGUAUCUUUUAUAUGCUUGCACCCAAGGGAGAGUUCUAUAACUAUUCCGGCUGUGGAAAUACCUUCAAUUGUAACCAUCCUACAGUACGCCAAUUUAUAUUGGAUUGCUUGAGGUAUUGGGUUAUAGAAAUGCAUGUUGACGGGUUCCGCUUUGACCUUGCUUCCAUCCUGACAAGAAGUAGCAGUCUAUGGGAUGCUGUGAAUGUUUAUGGAAAUUCAGUUGAAGGUGCUAUGCUCACCACAGGAACUCCUCUCUCAAGCCCACCAUUAAUUGAUAUGAUUAGCAGUGAUCCAAUACUAAGUGGAGUAAAGCUUAUAGCUGAAGCAUGGGAUUGUGGAGGCCUGUACCAAGUUGGUGCAUUUCCCCAUUCGGGUAUAUGGUCAGAGUGGAAUGGAAAGUACCGUGACAUAGUGCGACAGUUCAUAAAAGGUACAGAUGGGUUUUCAGGGGCCUUUGCUGAAUGUCUUUGUGGAAGCCCAAAUUUAUACCAGGCAUAAGGAAGAAAACCCUGGAACAGUAUAAAUUUUGUGUGCGCCCAUGAUGGCUUCUCUUUGGCUGAUCUAGUGACAUAUAAUGAUAAGCAUAAUAUGGCAAAUGGAGAACACAACAAUGAUGGGGAGAAUCAUAAUAAUAGUUGGAACUGUGGCCAGGAAGGAGAGUUUGCAAGUAUCUCGGUGAAGAACUUGAGGAAAAGACAAAUGCGUAAUUUUUUUCUCUGCCUAAUGGUUUCCCAAGGUGUUCCGAUGUUCUAUAUGGGUGACGAGUAUGGCCACACAAAAGGAGGAAACAAUAAUACAUAUUGUCAUGAUAAUUAUAUUAACUACUUCAGAUGGGACAAGAAGGAUGAAUCCUCUACUGACUUUUUCAGAUUUUGCUGCCACAUGACCAAGUUCCGGCAUGAAGCCGAGUCACUUGGUUUAGAUGAUUUCCCAACGGCCGAGCGGCUACAAUGGCAUGGUCAUGCUCCAGGGAUGCCAGAUUGGUCUGAAGCUAGUCGCUUUGUGGCUUUUACACUGGUUGACAAAGUUAAGGGAGAAAUAUAUGCUGCCUUUAACACAAGCCAUCUGCCUGUCAUGGUUACACUGCCAGAACGAGCGGGUUAUAGGUGGCACCCCUUGGUGGACACGGGCAAGCAAGCUCCGUUCGAUUUCCUUUCCGAUGAUCUUCCAGAUAAGAAAGCGGCAAUAAAACAAUACGCUCAUUUUCUUGAUGCCAACAUGUACCCCAUGCUAAGCUAUUCUUCCAUAAUUCUCUUGCUCUGCCCUGAUGAUGAAAACAACUCUUAAGAAGCAUGUGGAUGAGGAAACCUGAGCAUAUAUCUCAUUAUGUGCUUUCUAUAUACGCAUCCAAUGUGUGUAUCACUGUCAAGUUAAAUUGUAUAUUGCACAAUGAUACAAUAAACUUUGAUUGCAUAAUUUAUGUGGCUGAAAUUAGUGAACUGGACAUGUAUUUCAUAUAUUCAUUAUGGCCCAACAAAAGUUAACAUAUGUAAAUCCAACAACCGCAACUUUCUAGACUUAAUUCAAUGAGUUUGGGAUCGGCUAACAUGAAUCUAUGACAUCA